AGUACUGACAGUAUGUUAUUGCUGACUGGGAUAGACACAGCACAGACCAGAGCUAGUUCGGCAGCAGAAAGGUUGUAAGAAGUCACAGCGUGACCACAAAGCAGCACAAUCUGGAAACAUAAGGGGAACCAGUUGACCAGCAUACACCGAUAAGAUUUCCUGUCUUCAUCUCCACUGACCUCUCCACGAUGACCUCCGAAUACCCCGUGGUUGUGACGGGAGGAUCUGGUUGCUUGGGGCAACACCUCAUCAAACUUCUCCAAACGAACGCUGAUCACGUGACUGAGAUCCGGGUACUUGACGCCAUUCCGUACGAGAACAAACUUGGUCAUAAAGAGACAAAGCCCGUGAUUUCCAAGUGUGGUGACAUCACUAACUCAGACAUACUUCGCCGGGCGUUCAGGGGAGCUAAGUCAGUCUUCCAUCUGGCCAGUCUCGUCAGUGUGGGCAAUUUCCCUGACAACCAGGCUAUGGAGAGAAUCAACGUCAAAGGAACUCGACAGGUGAUAGACGCCUGCAUCAAGGAGGGGGUGGAAUGCCUCAUCUACUGCAGCUCCGUUGAGGUUGUGCUGGGGUACGACGACAUUGUCGAUGGCACCGAGGACAACAUGAAGGCACCCAAGACGUAUUUCCACGAGGGUUAUGCCAAGACCAAGCUCCAGGCAGAGAGUAUGGUACUGCAGGAAAACAACUGCCAGUUGGACACAGGUGGCGUACUCAAGACGGCCGCCCUUCGACCCUACGUCUUCUACGGCGAGUUGGACCGCCAUUACGUCACGCAGCUCUUCAAAUUGGUUAAGAAGACUGCGGGUAUUCUCAUCCAGACAGGUAACGGCAAGGCACUCCAUCAGCACGCCUACGUCGGUAACAACGCCUGGGCCUUCAUCUGCGCCGAGAAGGCUGUCCGUACCAACCCUGCUGCUGCUGGUGAGGCUUACUUCAUCACAGACGACACCCCAGUUAGCGAUAUGUACAGUCAGAUGAUCCCCUUUCUGGCGGAGAAGGGUAUGCGCCUAUCCCCCAUCAGGUUCCCUUUCUGGCUUAUGUUCAUGGUUAUGUACUUGGCGGAGUGUCUGGUGGUUCUCUUGUCCCCCGUUAUCAAAAUCGACAUCGGCGUCACGUCCAGCGCCCUACGUUUCGUCAACACCACCAUCAAACUGAGCAACGUCAAAGCGCGCACCUUGCUCAACUACACUCCCCUGUUCUCUGUGGAGGAGAGCCUCCGCAACGCUCGUGCUUAUUACAGGGACGUUCCAAUAUAGACACGUCAGUCCAUAUAGACACGAACAUCUCCGGACAUGAGAUCAUGUAUACUGCAACCUUCAAUGCAAUAUUCUGAUGUAAACAUCGUGCAAUGUUUCAAUGCAAUACCUUGAUGAUAAAUCAUUCCUUGCAAGAAUCGAUUUUAUUGUCCAUCUAUCUUUUCUUGUAACAUGCAACAUGUUAAUACAAUUUUUAUGUGUUUAAAAUGCAGUUUUCUAUGCAUAUUUUAGAAGAAACCGUUUCUCAGUGAAUAUCAAUGCAAUGCUUUCAAACAUUUUUGUUCAUGCAAGGUUUCUAUGCAUCGUUUAUCAUUAUAAUUAUUUAAUGUAUUUUAUCAAUGCAACAUGUCAAUGCAAGCUUUUCAUGUAUUAUUAUGUUUAUGUUGAUAUGCAGCGCAUGUCACCAAUGCAACUUUGUGAAUCUUAAUAUUUAUGCAGCUAUGCAUGCAGAACCUUGGCGCCUUGUAAAUGUAAUAUUCCAAUGCAACAUUUCAAACAAUUCUUUGUCAGUGUAAAACUUCAAUGAAACAUUUAAAGCAUGUUAUCAAAUAAUUUUUGCCAAAGGCAGAUUUUCAAUAUCAUUUUAUCAUAGAAUCUUUGUCGACAUAACAUUGCUAUGCAACAUAUUUAAAGCAUGUUGUCAAGCAAUCUUUGUCAAAGUAAUAUUUCAGUGCAAUGUUCCAAAGCAUCUGAUCAAGCAUAUUAUAUUCUUUGCGAACUAUCAAUGCAAUUCUGUUCAUGCAAUGUUUAAAUGAUGUAACAAUGCCUCGUUUAUCAUUGUAACUAUAUAUCUAAUAUCUAAUAUACUUUAUCAAUGCAACAUGUCAGUGCAAGUUUUACAAGUACAUGUUUAUGCUGAUAUGCACGCAUAUCACCAAUGCGACUUCGUUUAUCUUAUUAUCUUUAUACAGCUCCAUGUAUACACGCCGGUCCUCGCCGAUACAGUUCACAAAUAAUGUUAUUAAUGCAAAAUGUCGAAAUACGUUUCGAUGAAGAUAUUGCAAUACAGUAUGUUUCAGCAUGUAACUAAAGAAUCUUUGCUAAUGUAACAUUUCAGUGCAACAGUUAAAGAAUGUUAUCAAGCCAUCUUUUUCAAUGUAACAUUUCAGUGCAAUGUUCCACUGCAUCUGAUCAAGCAUCUUAUAUUCUUUGUGAACUGUCAAUGCAAUUCUGUUCAUGCAAAGUUUAAAUGCAUGUUAAAAUGCCUCGUUUAUCAUUGUAACCAUCUAAUGUAUUUUAUUAAUGCAACAUGUCAAUGCAAGUUUUACAUGUACAUGUUUAGGUCGAUUUGCACGCAUCUCACCAAUGCAACUUUGUUUAUUUUAUUAUCUUUAUACAGCUCCAUAUAUACACGCCGGUCCUCGCCGAUAAGUUCACAAAUAAUGUUAUUAAGUCGAAAUACAUUUCGAAAAACAUAUUGCCAUACAGUAUGACAAAGCAUGAAUCUUUGUUAAUGUAACAUUUCAGUGCAACAGUUAAAGUAUGUUAUCAAGCAAUCUUUGUCAAUGUAACAUUUCAGUGCAACAGUUAAAGCAUGUUAUCAAGCAAUGUCUUUCAAUGUAACAUUUCAAUGCAAUAUUUAAAGGCAUGUUAUCAAGCAAUCUUUGUCAGUGUAACAUUUCAGUGCAACAGUUAAAACGUGUUAUAUUAAGCAAUUUUGGUCACUGUAACAUUCUAAUGCAACAUUUCAAUGCAUGUCAUCAAGCAAUCCUUUGUCGAAGCAAGACUUCAAUGCCAUAUCUAAAAUAUGUUAUCAAGCAAUAUCUUUCAAUGUAACAUUUCAAUGCAAUAUUUAAAUCAUGUUAUCAAGCAAUCUUUGUCAGUGUAACAUUUCAGCGCAACUUUUAAAACUUGUUAUCAAAGGGGGGGGGGGGG
Molecule: messenger RNA, 3137 nt
Organism: Haliotis rufescens (red abalone)
Lineage: Eukaryota; Metazoa; Mollusca; Gastropoda; Lepetellida; Haliotidae
Product: 3 beta-hydroxysteroid dehydrogenase/Delta 5-->4-isomerase type 3-like
Exons: 5
Coding region: 189-1262 (357 amino acids)
Biological process (GO): steroid biosynthetic process
Molecular function (GO): 3-beta-hydroxy-Delta5-steroid dehydrogenase (NAD+) activity
Source: RefSeq, a predicted model, not a curated record